CAGCCUCGCAGCACUGCCCCAAAGGUGCGAGUCUGCCUCGUCUCGCUGCUAAAGACGGCAACACCACGUAUCCCCUCGCCUGCCCGAUCAAGCGAACCGGCUCCGGGCGAUCCAUGGACCAACAGCAUGCGCAGGUGCGCGGGCGCUCGCCGUCGGCCACGUCUUCCGGCGGAGGUAUAAGGAAUGCGCACUCGCCUUCACCCGCUCGCUUCCCUAAUCCGAAUGGAGCUGGGAGCUCAUCCGUCGGUCUCGGUGUCGGCCUUGUCGACCCUUCCGUCCAGCAGUUCCCCGUGACGCAGCCCGACUUUGCGCCUUACGAGGCGAACGCCGUCGGCUUCCUUAGCAACCAGCAAUCUGCGCCACAGCCGUUCUCCCAGCCCGGCGCUGCAGACCCCUCCACCGUCCCUGCCUUCGAGUUGACCCAAGAUUUUGCCGACGGUGUCGAGGCGCACCCCUCCCCCUUCGGCGCCCAAACCCCGGCCAGUUUCCCGCCACAGUCGCAACAACAGCAACAAGCAGGUCUGCCUGCCCCGUCCUUCGGCGACGCCGACUUCACCAUCUUCCCGCCCUCGUCAGGCGAACCGCAGUUCAACACCCCGUUGUUUGCUGGCGAGAGCCAGCCGCAACUCUCCGCCGUCGAAUCAACCAUGAUGGCGCAAGCAAACCACAACCCGACCCCUCCUCACCUUCUCAACCCGGACGCGCAUCAACCCGGCUCCGCGAACCACUCCCCACGCUUUAAUCAGCACCAGUUCUCCCCCCCACCGGGACGGCACUCGAGGAAUGUAUCCCUCGGUCCGGAGGCGGCCCUCUUGCCGGGCCAGAUAGACUGGACCCACGCCGGACCUCAGUUUCAAGGACACAGACGCACCGCCUCGGAGUACUCAGACGUCUCCUCGGCUGCUCCUUCGCCCAACCUUGUCAGCUCAGACAACUUCGACCACCUCGAUCCGAGCCACUCUCCCAUGCAGCGGCCGCAUGACGCCGCGCUCUUCCAAGAGCUGCACGGAAUCGGGAGCUUCAGCAUCUCGGAUACCGCCGCGCGUAGUCCCAGCCAUGGAGCGCGGAGUCCAUCCCACAGCCCGGCCAUCUCGCCCCGUCUCCUACCGCAGCAGCCGCCCGAAAUGGGCCAGCAGGGCAACUUCUUGCUCGCGACCCAGAAUAAUAACUUCGGCACGUCGUCAUACCUACAGGGCCCCCAGGAGGCGUUCCCCCAGCUUCCCCAGGAAACCCCCGACCAGCCUCAGGGAACAGCGAUGCCGGCCCCGCCCUCCAUCAACAUUGACUUUGCGCCGACUUCCACCAAGAGUGGCUUCGAGCAACCAAAGAGUCUCGAUGUGGAUUCGUUGAGCCCACCAGAACGAGGCCGCCCUAGGAUAUCACGACCCCGUGCUGUGACCGAUCCUUACAACAGCAGCGGCGUGCUCCUCAACGUCCACCGCAGCGCUUCUGCCUCCGGGGGACUCUCGCCAGACUCUGCCGCCAGCGCUCGGUCAGAUUCGUCCCGCUCUCUCUCACCUCUUGACCGCGCAAGCAGCACUGCCUCGGCGGCCAGGAGACGCCAGUCCACGUCAGCGGUUCCCAACAACGUUAUGGCCCUUCGCCUCGCUGAUCCCGAUUACAACGGGGGCGGCGCUGCGGGCGAGGGCGGAAGUGGUGGCGCGAAGCGCGUGCAAAAACACCCGGCGACCUUUCAGUGUACCUUGUGUCCGAAGCGCUUCACGCGAGCAUACAACUUGCGAUCGCAUCUCCGGACCCAUACCGACGAGAGACCGUUUGUCUGCACCGUGUGCGGCAAGGCGUUUGCUCGCCAACAUGACCGCAAACGGCACGAGAGCCUCCAUUCGGGCGAAAAGAAGUUCGUUUGCAAGGGAGACUUGAAGAACGGCGGACAGUGGGGCUGCGGCCGGCGGUUCGCCCGCGCGGAUGCGCUUGGCCGUCACUUCCGGUCCGAGGCGGGCCGCAUCUGCAUCAAACCGCUGCUCGACGAGGAAAUAGCAGACCGGAUGAGGCAGUGGGAUGAGGACCGGAGGCAGCAGGCCCAGCAAGCCAUGGCUCAAGGCAUGGUCAUGCAGCCUCCGGGCAUGAUGAUGGCACCGGGCGUGGACCCGAACACCGGGUAUCCGGUGGAUGCCAGCGGCAAUUAUACGCUGCCGCAGGCGCUGCUGGCGCAGUAUCCUGCCCUUGCGCAGAUGAAUUGGUCGGCGGCUGACAUGGGCGGAAGCGGCAUCGAAGACGACCUAAGCGGCAGGAGUAGUUUCGACGCUAGUGACUACGACGACGCCGACGAAGGCGGCUAUGUCAGCGGGCCCGGCACCGGAUUUGGGCCGGGCGGGAUGCAGGAAAAUUUCGGCGAGAUGGGCUACGCCAGCGACUAUGGCGGGCGCUGAUUCCCUUCUUUCACCUGCCCUCUCCUCCGGCUUUUUUGUUCCCCUCCGUUCCUGGGCUCGGAACUUGUGGCAACCGGGUUCUCCAAGUUAUUUCCUCGUUAUGAGCGGAUUUUUUACCCGUUUUCUAAACGGACGGUAUCCUAAGCGUCAUAUUUUCUUCCCCUUCGUCUAUACCUACUUCUUCUUUGGGCUCUGCUUGUGUCCUGUCAGCGGCUGUUAUGGUUGCUUCUUGGGACGGUCGGGUACUGAUGACAUUCAUGAUCGGUCGGGAUCCGUGUUUUCCUUCGACGUUAGAUGGGAGGUCACUUCGGAGGCGGCACACAGGCGGCCCGGUAUUGCUGUUUGGAUGAUCUUUUAUGUAGACUGGGUAACCACUGCUUUAUAUAGACGCGCGGCCCUGCUUGCUCUUCCCAUCUUACAUUGCGGGCUGAGCCUUUCACUGAUGAUGAUGAUUACCAUAGCAGUGUAGCAGUGCUGCCAUUAGUAAUUCACUGGUGCCCCACGGGUUUCUCUGCCGAAUGUGUCCCAGUUAGU
Molecule: messenger RNA, 2924 nt
Organism: Thermothielavioides terrestris NRRL 8126
Lineage: Eukaryota; Fungi; Ascomycota; Sordariomycetes; Sordariales; Chaetomiaceae
Exons: 2
Coding region: 114-2390 (758 amino acids)
Biological process (GO): regulation of DNA-templated transcription
Molecular function (GO): RNA polymerase II cis-regulatory region sequence-specific DNA binding; DNA-binding transcription factor activity, RNA polymerase II-specific
Source: RefSeq, a predicted model, not a curated record